Molecule: messenger RNA, 2191 nt
Organism: Paramormyrops kingsleyae
Lineage: Eukaryota; Metazoa; Chordata; Actinopteri; Osteoglossiformes; Mormyridae
Product: histidine N-acetyltransferase-like
Molecular function (GO): acyltransferase activity, transferring groups other than amino-acyl groups
Source: RefSeq, a predicted model, not a curated record
AUAUCUUGCAUGACCAACUCAGUGACCCUCAUUUAAUUUCCAUCCCAUCCCGGUGGCCGGUGUCCAUCGACAUCCACGCUGCAUAGAUAGCAGCUGUCAGCUGACCGCGUGAGUUGCAAAGUGAUCGUUAUCCCAAGCUGCCGAUGGCACAUGUCCUGGGGGAGAAUGCACCACCGAAGCAGUGGAUGCACCGGCGUGAUCACAAGAAAAGCCAGGCCCCGUUGGGCACCCGGGGGGGGGAGAAGAGCUGUGGGGGCGUAAAGAAGCUGGGCAGGGAGAAGAAGUCACUGCGAAGGUACAGAAGCUGGAAGAAGGGGGUCCAGGAUGUCCUCACACACUCAUCUACACUCGUUGAGCUUCCUCAGACCAACCCACACUGCGAUCUGCAGUUUUCACGGGCAGCUGAGGAAGACUUUGAGGAGAUCCUGAGCAUCAGCAAGGAUAUCUACGGAGGCCUGGAUUACCUACCAUCGCGUUAUGGCGCCUGGCUGCAGGAUCCCCACCGCAUGGUCAUCCUGGCCAGGAAGCAGGGCAAAGUGAUUGCUCUGCAGUCGGUGUGCGUCAUCGACGAUGGCCAGACGGCACUGGUGGAAGGCCUGCGGGUGGCACCUCAGGAAAGGGGUAAAGGUGUGGCCAGGGUCCUGCUCAAGUUUUGCUCCCAGAUGGUGAAGUCCAGGUAUCCCAGCGUGAAGGUGAGCCGGCUGACACGCGAUGACCCGCUGGGGCCCAGGGACCUACAAAAGUACCAGCUAAUCGCCAAACAGGGAAUACUUUUGUUUGAGUUCCAGGCUGAGAAGCUGAGGCAGCGACUAGCUGAUCUGGGGUCAGAGCUGGGGACCGUGCAGAUGGACCGUCCAGUGAGACUUGAAUCUGAGGAACUGCAGCGGUUGCUCCUGAAUGAGGAUGUUGCCCGGGACAUCCUGCCUAAUGGCACCAUCGUGCAGGACUGGCAGCCCUUCAGGCUGUUGCCUGGAAACGUACAGAUGCUGCUGCAGCGGGAGGUGGACUGGAUGGCGGACGACAUGCUCAGGCCUACUGUUCUAAGCUUGUGCUCAGCUCCAUUCCUUGUGCCUCUCAGCCUCGGCUGCCACUGUCUCACCAUUGACAUCUUCGGUAGGGUGCUAGAACCGGUGCAGCAGCAGGUCCUGGCCCACCUGGAACACUCCACCCACAGCCUGACUGGCCGUGUUGUAUGCCAGAUGUUUCUGGCUCCACCCCUCUGGGAGCUGCUGGCCAACUUUUGCUGUGGCACGCUGGGGGCAGAGCUGGUGCAGGGCUACUCCGAACAGUAUGUAGUAGAGGCUGACUUGGUGUAGUCAUGGAUACUGCUUUUCUCACUGCCUCACCUGGAUAUCUCACAAAAACCCCUGUAAUAUACAUCCAACUGACAUCAGGCCAAACAGGGGACCUUCUAAAAUACUUCAUUUCCUAAAGUUUUUCAAAGUCAGUCUGAAGAUCCCGCUGAACCAAUUUGAAUCUUUUUACCUAUUGAAAACCUGUCACAAAAACAUGAAGCUUCAUAGGAGUACCAUUCCUAAGUAAAAGGGGAGCUGAUGAAUAAUGACGCUUUUGCACUGGCAUGCAGGAACCAGGCCAAACCAAACCUGUACUACGAGGAAACUCCAAUUACAGGCCAGUUGCAGUGCAGUUCCAGCUCACUUUGAUUUUCCACUGCAGAAGGAUGUCACCAGUUGAUGUAACCAGCUCAGUUUAGUCACACUUUCGGCCUGUUAGUAAGCAUGGGUAUGGCUCGAAUGAUUUUUAGUGGAAAACCAUCUCUUUGUUUGGCUUAGGUAGGACUUGGUUCUUGGUGGCAGUGGAAAAGCGGCAUUACAGUACUUGGAGGCGUGAUCCAUCAUGAGAUUGUACCAAACUUGUUUUCCCAACGAAAGUAGCCAUUUUGGAAUUCCUGACAAGCUGAGUCCUACAGCUAGCUUCGUAGUCGGUUGUCUUCUUGCUGCAACCAUGAUUCUAGUUGGUCAUUUUCUAUAUUUUUGUUUAAAAAUGCAGCACACAUAAUCUGGUCUCGGUAACACUUUACUGAAAGGCAUGUUUUUAGCAACUCAUAAAUACAUUCAUAACAAAUAAUAAUGCAUUCAUAAAGCAUUAUAAACCUUAUAAAUCUUUAUGAAAAGACAUAACACAUUAUAGCCAAGUUCAUUAUGCAUUAUGACUGCUUUAUGAAGCUCUU